Messenger RNA from Callorhinchus milii (elephant shark), 2769 nucleotides. It is a transcript of the gene mre11a, whose product is annotated as MRE11 homolog A, double strand break repair nuclease. The record is from RefSeq and is a predicted model, not a curated record. Lineage: Eukaryota; Metazoa; Chordata; Chondrichthyes; Chimaeriformes; Callorhinchidae. Gene Ontology annotation, molecular function: DNA endonuclease activity; manganese ion binding; 3'-5'-DNA exonuclease activity. The coding region runs from base 167 to 2326 and encodes 719 amino acids. Gene Ontology annotation, biological process: mitochondrial double-strand break repair via homologous recombination; meiotic DNA double-strand break formation; mitotic G2 DNA damage checkpoint signaling. Gene Ontology annotation, cellular component: nucleus; Mre11 complex. The transcript is spliced from 20 exons.
GUCAAACACGUGAGGCUGAUUCUGCGUUUAACGGUACACUAUAAACACUGUAUACACUGUGUACACUAUAUACACAACCAGAAUCUUAACAAUUGGUAGCCUACAUGAACUAGUGGACACUUCAGAGUUGUGAGUUGGUGAGCAACACCUUGAACAAUUUUCAAAGAUGAGUGCUGGGAACACUCUUGACGAUGAAAACACUUUUAAAAUCUUGAUCGCAACUGACAUUCAUCUUGGCUAUUUGGAGAAGGAUGCAAUAAGAGGAAACGACACUUUUGUAACUUUUGAAGAAAUAUUAAGACACGCAGAGGAAAAUGAGGUCGAUUUUAUAUUGCUGGGUGGCGACCUCUUCCAUGACAACAAACCAUCUCGUAAAACCAUGCACACCUGCAUUCAGCUACUGAGAAAAUACUGCAUGGGUGACCGUCCAAUACAGUUUGAAAUCUUAAGCGACCAGUCAGUUAAUUUCAGUUUUAGCAAGUUUCCCUGGGUUAACUAUCAGGAUGGAAAUUUAAACAUUUCCAUUCCUGUUUUUAGUAUUCAUGGUAACCACGAUGAUCCUACAGGGGCAGAUGCGCUGUGUGCAUUGGAUCUUUUGAGUUGUGCGGGAUUAAUAAAUCAUUUUGGUCAGUCAAUGUCCUUAGAGAAGAUUGACAUCAGUCCAGUUCUGAUCCAGAAAGGAAAUUCAAAGCUGGCACUUUAUGGAUUGGGAUCAAUUCCAGAUGAGCGUCUGUAUCGUAUGUUUGUCGAUAAAAAGGUUACUACACUUAGACCAAAGGAAGAUGAAGACAGUUGGUUUAACAUAUUUGUUAUUCAUCAAAACAGGAGCAAACAUGGAGCGACCAAUUACAUUCCUGAGCAGUUUUUGGAUGACUUCCUUGACCUAGUAAUUUGGGGUCAUGAACAUGAGUGUAAAAUAACUCCCAUAAGCAAUGAACAGCAGCUUUUUUACGUCUGUCAGCCAGGCAGCUCUGUUGUCACGUCUCUUUCUCCAGGAGAAGCCAUAAAAAAACAUAUAGGGUUGCUACAAAUCAAAGGAAAGAAAAUGAGAAUGCAGAAGAUUCCUUUAAAAACAGUUCGACAAUUUCAUAUUGAGGACAUCAUUCUUAGAGAUCACUCAGCCAUUUUCAACCCAGAAGAUCCCAAAGUCACACAGAAAAUAGAGGCCUUCUGUGCAGAAAAGGUAGAGGCAUUGCUGGAUCUUGCUGAAAGAGAGCAUCUUGGAAAUCCAGGCCAACCGGAAAAACCUCUCAUAAGGCUAAGAGUGGAUUACAGUGGAUUUGAACCGUUUGGCAUGCUUCGAUUCAGCCAGAGAUUUGUAGAACGAGUUGCCAACCCUAAGGAUCUUAUUCACUUUUUGAGGCAAAAGGAGCAAAAAGACAAAAAAGAUGACCAAAAGAUUAAUUUUGAGAAAUGUACUAUCAGGUCUGCUUCAGAAGGGUUCACUUUAAGAGUCGAAGACCUAGUGAAGCAGUAUUUUGAGACUGCAGAGAAAAGUAUCCAGUUGUCACUGUUGACUGAACGAGGGAUGGGAGAAGCUGUGCAAGAGUUUGUUGAUAAAGAAGAGAAGGACGCCAUUGAUGAACUGGUAAAAUUUCAAUUGGAAAAGACACAGCGUUUUCUUAAAGAACGUCGCAUCGAAGGCAUUGAAGACAAGAUUGAUGAAGAAGUUCGACAUUUCCGUGACAGUCGGAAAAAAAAUGAGGCAGACGAAGAUGCAGAUGUUCGUGAGGCAAUGAAGAGAGCCAGGGCCCAUAGGACUGAAGGAAAAGAGAUCUCAACACGGAUUAGUGAUGAUGAUGAUGAUCUGACCAUUACUUCUGAAAAGGAUGAAGAUGCAGAUGAAAUCCCAAUGGCUUUUACCAAUAAAGGGCAUGCAAGAGGUCGUGGAAGGGGCAGCAGAGGCCAGAGCUCCUCCACAGAAAGAGGAGGGUCCAGAAGAGGAAGCAGGGGCAAUAGCAGAGAAACUGGCAAGGAAACAAGAGUCCCAAGUGGCAGCAGGUCAUACAAGCCUCCAGUAGUUACUACCACAAAGAACAAGUCAAUAAUUGACGCCUUUAAACCCUCCAACCAACGUCCUACACGAACAUUGAAUCAAAGUAAUUACACUGAGAUUAUAAGUACAGAUGAUGAUUCUGAUUUAGAGGAUGUUAGUUCAUCCAGUGCUUCAAAGACAAAGCAAAGGGGCUCAAGCAUGUCAGAAUCGUUCAGUAAAAGAGGUUCACAAAGCCUGGCAGCUAAAGGAGUAACUUUUUAUGACGACGACGAAGAGGGUGAAGAUGACCCCUUCAAGAAUUCUACAAGUUCAAGGCAAAACAGAAGAUGACUUACCAAAAGUAUAUAUGUGACCUUUAGGUGAUGUUUUAAAGAACAAUGUGGGACAUAUUCCUAAAGUGCACCUCCAUGCUUAUUUUCUCAUCUUAUUUCAAAAUACAUGUUGUGCUUCAUAUUUCUCUGUAGAAUUGUUUUUUUUAUUGUUGCAGAUUUUGAAACUUAAGAUAAGUAAACAUUAGAUCAAUAGCAAUGUAAUGUUUGUUUUUGUUUUAAUCAUUAACUUGAGGAAGAUCCUUUUGAAUCUACAAAGUAAAGUCCAAUGCAACAGUCUAAUGAUUAAACAUGUUUGAAUUGUAUACUUGUUAACAAAGUAUUGUAAUUAUGUUUAUGAAGAAAAAAUCUGAGUGAGGCAAUUAAUGAACAAGUCAAACAAAAUAUGAUUAAGUUUCUUUAAAAAAUCCUAUUAAAUUAAAGGUGUGGACUGUUUUUCUUCAA